This is a messenger RNA of Vanrija pseudolonga, 2264 nucleotides long. Its product is annotated as Anaphase-promoting complex subunit 2. Gene Ontology annotation, biological process: metaphase/anaphase transition of mitotic cell cycle; ubiquitin-dependent protein catabolic process; protein K11-linked ubiquitination. Lineage: Eukaryota; Fungi; Basidiomycota; Tremellomycetes; Trichosporonales; Trichosporonaceae. Gene Ontology annotation, cellular component: anaphase-promoting complex. Gene Ontology annotation, molecular function: ubiquitin protein ligase binding. The record is from RefSeq and is a predicted model, not a curated record. The transcript has 12 exons. The coding region runs from base 21 to 2264 and encodes 747 amino acids.
AUCACCUUCCCCAACCCACAAUGGCCCUCGCACUCGCCCUGCAGGCAUGGGACACACCCACGACCUCUGCAGAAGGUGCAAGGCGGUACGACGAGAUCGCAAGGGCGACCGAGAUCGCCCAGGCGCACCUCUACCCGCGCGACGUAGCGACCUCCCACCGGUCUCAUGAUACCCCCAACGUUGCCGCCGCGUUCGCCGUCCUGCGCUCGGCUGGCAAGCUGCCCGAGCUGCACCAGGACUUCACGGAUGUCGUCGAGUCGCGGUUCUACCUCGUUAGGCAGGAUAUCGCGCGGUACUUUGCUGCUCUGAAGGAAACCACCUCCAUCUCGGCCCACCCAAACACCUCGGCCAUCAUGGUCGAGCUCCUCGAGCGCCUGUCAAUCUGGCAAAGAGUCUGGGGACUCCCCUUGAGAGCAUUUGAAGAGUAUGCCCCCACCCCCAAGGACAUUUCUGACGUCAGCCCGAAAAUCAUGAACUCGUUCACCACCCACUUCCAGCACCUGGUGUACGCUUCGCUCCCCGCCUCCUUCCCCGAGCACCUCCGCUUCUUCCUACAAGAGUCGCUUGCCGGCCUCCCCCGAGACGAGGAGGGCAAACCGCGCAAGAAGCAAAAGGUUGCGGCGCCGUCGCCGCAUCUCCACCGCUUGACCGUGCUCCCGCGCUACGCGACCACGCUGAUGCGCGUGGCGUACGACGAGAUUGAGAAGAUCGCCAAGGAAGAGACGGGGAUGGGGUGGGAGGAGCGCCGGCUCGCCCGUGCUCGUCAGCGCGUAUCGGAUACCGUCGUCAACUGGAUCUCGGGCGUCUUUGAGACAAACAGCAACCCUCAGGAUAUGCUCAGAUCCAUGUACUCGCGCUUCGACUACUACCUGUGCAAGUCUUUCUUCGAGAUCAGGACCGAGGAACUCUUCGAUAUCAUUGUCGACUUCCCCGACUCGCUGGCAGCGCUCGAGGAUCUCCGGGAUUGCUUGAUCAAGGUCGACCAGCGAGACCAGCUCGUGGACAGGCUCCGUGCUGCCAACCUCAAGCGCCUGCUUCAUCCUGGUGCAGAGACAAAAGACGUCAUCACGCAGUACAUCUCGACGAUCCGCUGCCUGCGUAUCAUCGACCCGCUCGGCGUACUCCUGCACAAGGUCGCUGAGCCACUGCGUCGCCACCUGCGCGAUCGACCCGACACCAUCCGGUGCAUUGUGGCGACACUGGUCGAGGGCGAAGAACUACAGGACGAGAAUGACCCGGCGUCGGCGGAACCCCUGGCGCAGACCAACGACCCGACGGUCGAAAAGUUCUGGGACCCAAAGUGGGAGCCCGAGCCCAACGACGCCGCACCAGAAUUCCGCACAGGCAAGACGGCCGACAUCGUUGGCACCCUUGUCAGCAUCUACGAGACGCGCGAGGUGAUUGUCAAGGAGCUGCAAGCGUACCUUGCCACGCGGCUGCUCGCGAUCGGCGACUACGACGCGGUCAAGGAAGUGCGCACCAUCGAGCUGCUCAAGAUUCGGUUCGGCGAGGAGGCGCUGCAUGUGUGCGACGUCAUGCUCAAGGACAUGGCAGAUUCAAAGCGUAUCGAUGACCACGUGCACGGGGAUAUUGAGUCCAUCAUCCACCCGCUCAUCAUCUCGCGCAUGUUCUGGCCGAACCUGCACUCAUCGUCCCUACACCUCACGCCAAAGCUCGAGCAGGUGCAGAGCGAGUACGAGACCGCGUUCCACCACUUCAAGCCGGACAAGCGUCUGCGCUGGCUACAGGAGAUGGGCAAGGUCACGAUCACGCUCGAGCUCGAGGACCGCGAGGUGACUGCGGAAGCGACACCCUUGCAGGCGGCGGUGGCCGAGUUGUUCGAGGGCAAGGCGAGGUGGUCGGAAGAGGAUUUGGGUGACAAGCUCGGCGUCGACGGUGUGCCACUGCGCAACGCGCUCGCUCACUGGGUUGGGUACGGCGUGCUCAAGGAGGACGACGACGGCAUGUGGCGGCUACUCGAGGUGGUUGAGGAGGCGGGCGAGAAGUCCUAUAUCCAAGAGGCCCCCGCGCCGCUGUUCAAGACGGUCGACGAGGGUCGUGCCCAGCGCGUCCAGAUCUACUGGAGCUACAUCAAGGGCAUGCUGAGCAACCUCGGCCCGCAAAACAUUGACACGCUGCAAAAGAUGCUGUCGAUGAUGAAGGACUAUGACGGGACGAGGGACGAGCUGGCCAUGUUUAUGGCGGCGGCGAAGCGGGAGGGGCAGGUGGAGCAGCGGGGGAAUGGGACGUGGGUGUUGAUGUAG